This is a messenger RNA of Rhizophagus irregularis DAOM 181602=DAOM 197198, 1470 nucleotides long. Lineage: Eukaryota; Fungi; Glomeromycota; Glomeromycetes; Glomerales; Glomeraceae. The record is from RefSeq and is a predicted model, not a curated record.
AUGACUUUGAAAAAGUCCAAAGACCUAUCUCUUUGCCAUAUACCUAGUCCUUUUGUCAUGACUAAUAAUCGUCAUGCUUGUGUCGAUCAUCAACAAGAGUUCUUCCGAACUCGACUUUUCCAUUUUACUAAACACAAUAGUCUACAAGAUCAAGUUUUGCUUAAUUCCAAAACUUCCCAUGCUACACACCUCUACCAUAGAUGGAAUGAAGGCACUGAAAAACAAAUUUUUUCUCGACGCCUCGGCAUUGAAUACUCUAUGAAAUACCUGGCCGCCAGCAAUAAAAACAUCAUACGCUCUCGUCACCGUAACAUGUACCUUAAACGGUUAUAUAAUUUCAAAUUUAUACCCUCUCCUAACUCAAAGACUAAAAGGAAUCAACAGAAGCGUUUCGAUAGAAUUUGCAACAGAGUUUUUAAUACCCGUUAUGAUUCAGCAUGUAUUGGUUUCGAAGUGAAACUUAAAGCUGCUCGAAAAAAUCAUUUUCUUUUUCACAAAAGUCAAACUAUUCACAAAACCCUCUCACAUCUUACUUACUCACGGAAAUCAGCAAUUCCUGAUGCUGAUGCUUACCCAUUUUACAUUCCGUUUUACGAACCGAUUGGUGGACCUCCGGCCCCUAAAGAAGACCUCUUAUUAGACGAACCCAAGAUUGCGUUCUCCAGCGUAUUCCACGUUGAUGUUCCUAUAAAUGCACCCCAACUUAAAUUAAAUUCAUCAGAAAUCUCGAUGAAUGAUUUUAACUUCAACAACUCUACAGACAAUUUGACGUCAAACGAUACUAUUACUUUUUCACCACAUCCUGCGCACGAGAUGAUUGCGACAGUGGAAAAUUACAACCCGUUUGGAAAGUCCUUAGGUGAUCAAUUUACACCUUUCGUCCCUAGAUCUCCCAUCUACGAUGUAUACGGACGUUAUUUACCACCUGAUUCUGAUGGAUGGUUACGAGUUGUUAAAGACUCCUACGUAUCAAGACAACAACCCGACCAUGUGGCCGAGUUACUGGAAUUACAGUCUAAUAGGCGUACUAAACUCAAGCCUAAAGAAUUUCAACGUCGGCUAACUAAGGCCAAACGUGAUGCAACUUUACACCUUUAUCACGGCACUAGCACCAAACACCUUCAACGUCGUCUAGACACUACGACCCACCUUACCAAACUACAAACAGUGCAUGACCGGUUCAUGAACUAUGCAACCGGCAACUGUUCAAACAAUCGUUAUCAGCGUGAACAAAGACGUUACGUUACUUAUUUUGACUCCCUCCCAAAAAGAUACAUGCUCCCACACCUCGAGGACAUCGCUUAUAAUGACACUUCUGACGAUACCAAAAGCCUCGAAGUUCGUCCCAAGAAACGGGACACACUUACUAACAUCUACGAUCAUUAUCUUCACAGAGACCAAAUUAAACGUCUACGACUGGAUAUGGGUUACCCUAUUGACUCCCCUGUUUCUAGUUUGAACAAAUCUUAG